Messenger RNA from Trifolium pratense (red clover), 2260 nucleotides. RefSeq lists its product as uncharacterized. The record is from RefSeq and is a predicted model, not a curated record. Lineage: Eukaryota; Viridiplantae; Streptophyta; Magnoliopsida; Fabales; Fabaceae. The coding region runs from base 395 to 2260 and encodes 621 amino acids. The transcript has 3 exons.
GUGGCAAGUCACUUAAGUGACUCAGAUGCCACAUCAGCUAUUUGUCACUUAUUAUUUUUUUAAAAAAAUAAAAAAAAUAAAAAAGAAAAAAAAGAGGAAAAGUCACGUGAGGUGUGACUAUCACCCGUAACAGUAGCAAGAUAAUCACAUAUAACCAAAAAAAGAGGAAAAUUGAAGACAAUCACAUAUAACCAAAAAUAACAAAAGAUGUUUUCCUGUGAUAUUCCAUUUUCUCAAAUCCAAAUCCUAUCGAUGAUUUCGUUCUUUCUUCCUUUGAUUUCGCAAAUAAUUACGUUUUUAAAUCCUAUAUCCAAAUCAAAAGUUGUGUUUUGUUCUCUCUUGUUUGAUUUUAAUUUUGAACCCUAAAGUUCAGCCGUUUGAUUUUGUUUUGAAGAUGAAGACUGUAAUUGGUGCAACACUUGAAGGUUCAAGUAACAUGAAGAAGAUUCCUGACAAAUAUGUCUUAAAGGAAACUGAGGCUCACAUGCUAAAGAUAAAAUUUCACUACAACGGUUACUUUGUUUCUGACCCUGAAACAACAUAUAAAAAAGGGAAAUCUUAUGAGUUAAAAAAGGGUUUGGACAUAGACCAGAUUAACAUAAUUGAUUUGGGGAAACAAGUAAAAGAACUAUUAGGUGUGACAGGGGAAUUUAAGCUAUGGUAUGGGAAACCAGAGAAUGAUUUGAGUGAUGGUCUUAGGUUGCUGGGAACUGAUAGAGAUGUCAUUAGGUUCAUAAAUGAGUUUAAGGGACAUCCAAUUGCUGAUUUAUAUGUAGAAACCACAAGUGCAAAUUUUAUUGACCAUAGGUAUGACACUGAUGUUGAUGAAGAAGAGAUAGAAAUAGGUUCUAAUGAAGACAACAGUGAUCCUGAGUAUGUAGAUGAAGAAUGUAUUGAAGGAGAUGGUGAUGGUUCUGACUCUGUGUCACUAGAUGAUAGUGACUAUGAUGAGAAUUGGGAAUGGACUUCUGUUCUGCCUUAUGAAACUUUGAAUCCCACUGAUGCAAGGAACCAUGGUGAGAAUGUUAAUCUGAGUCUUACAGUUGCAGCUGAAUCAUCAAGGAACCCUAAAGCAACAACAUGGUCUGAUUUUGAAGAUGAAGAUGGUGACUCUUCGGAUCUACAGAGCCCAAUAUCAAGUGAAGAUGAAAGUGGUGAGAAACAUUAUCCUAAGUUUAAAUUGAAUGAUAAUGAUGAGCAAGUUAAAUUUGAGGAAGGGCAAAUAUUUGCAUCUGCUCAGUUAAUUAGGACUGCUGUGAAAGAAUAUGGUAUGCAAAGUAGGAAAAAUGUAUGGCUUAAGAAGAAUGAGAGCACAAGACUUGUGGUUAAGUGUAUGCCAGGUUGCUCAUUCCAUAUGAGGUUUAGUAAGGCUGCAUCAAAGAACUACUUUAAACUUGCUGUACUUAAGGCUGUUCAUACUUGUCAUAGGAUUAAUAAAAAUAGACAGUGUAGAACAAAAUGGUUGGCCAAGAAGUUGAUCCAUGUUUUGAAGCAUGCACCCGAUAUGAAAUUGAAGGCUUUACAAGAGGACUGCAAAAAUAAGUGGGGUGUCAUGUUAAGCAAAUUUCAAGUUUAUAGAGCAAAGGUCAAGGCAUUAGAUAUGAUACAAGGUGCUAUUUCAGAACAAUAUAAACAUCUGAGGAAUUAUGCAGAGGAAUUGUGUACAAGUAAUCCUGGUAGUACAGUGAUAAUCAAGACUACACUUGGAGUUGAUGGACCUGUUUUUGAAAGGAUGUAUGUUUGCUUCUAUGCUUGCAAAAGAGCAUUUGUUACAAGUUGCAGACCUCUAAUAGGACUUGAUGGUUGCUUCCUUAAAGGAACAUAUGGAGGUCAAUUGUUGACAGCUGUUGGAAAAGAUGGUAAUAAUCAAAUGAUGCCAAUUGCAUUUGCUGUUGUAGAAGCUGAAACAAAAGAUUCUUGGUCUUGGUUCAUUGACCUCUUACUGGAGGAUUUAAAUGGUUUGCAAUAUAAGAAAUGGUCUUUCAUAUCUGACCAACAAAAGGGGUUGGUUCCUACUAUAGCUAGCACUUCAGAUUAUGUUGAACAUAGGCUGUGUGUGAAACACUUGUAUGGUAAUUGGAGGAAGAAAUAUCCAGGAGAUGAAUUGAAGGAGGCACUUUGGGCUGCAGCCAGAUCCACUACUAUGCCAGAGUUUACUAGAGCUAUGAAUAAUUUGAAAAAACUCAAUGAGGCUGCAUGGAAAGAUAUGAAUGAUUUACCACCUAGUAUGUGGACUAGGGCAGCAUUUUUCAAACCAUGA